CACGUGUGAAAAUGGAAAACCCAGCUGCUCACCAAUAGAAGAGUGUCCUUCACCAAAGAUAUACGAGCACUGCUCACAUGCAUCUGGAAGUAUGGCAGCGAGAACGUGUGAAGCCCUGCAUAAGCCAAAAAGUGACAUCUGUCAGGUCGGGUGUCGCUGUCCAGAUGGUCAAUACGAAGACAAUUAUGGCGCAUGUGUUACCCAGGAGAAAUGCACUUGCACAUUUGGGGAACAGACAUACAAGCCAGGAGACAAUUUAGAAUUGAAGUGCCACAGUUGCACUUGUACAAAUGGGACGUGGGACUGUAUAUCCCUGCCGUGUCCCGGGAAGUGCCAAGUGUUUGGGAACGGCUACUACCAGACGUUUGACUCCAAGUGGUACCACUUCGACGGGCACUGUCAGUACACGCUGGUUCAGGACAACUGUGAGACAAGCAACAGCACAUUCUCCAUCACCGUGGAGAGCGUUCCCUGCUGUGAUGCCAUGUAUACAUGUUCUCGCACUAUCGUGGUCAACUUCAAGGGUGAAGUCCAACUGAUGUUGCAGGACAUGAAUGUGACAGAGACAAGACGCAACCCUUUGUCUACUGACAUUGUGCCCAUGUACUCUGUCCACACUGUUGGCCUGUACAUCAUCAUCUCUAGCCCAGACAUUGGGAUCGACAUCAUCUGGGACAAGAACACCAGAGUGACCGUCAUACUGCAUGAAAAAUGGAAGGCCUGUAACUCAGUCUUUUGUUCCUAUAUAUUUGUACACACAAACUGUGUUUUUGUUGCUAGGUUUUUAACUUUUACUAUUGGGUAUUUUCUAAGCACUAGUGUUUAUCUCAAUUGGAAUAGCUGAGUAAUAUUCACUAGUAUAUGGUUUAAGCUGG
Molecule: messenger RNA, 875 nt
Organism: Paramormyrops kingsleyae
Lineage: Eukaryota; Metazoa; Chordata; Actinopteri; Osteoglossiformes; Mormyridae
Source: RefSeq, a predicted model, not a curated record